This is a messenger RNA of Amborella trichopoda, 2176 nucleotides long. RefSeq lists its product as uncharacterized. The record is from RefSeq and is a predicted model, not a curated record. Lineage: Eukaryota; Viridiplantae; Streptophyta; Magnoliopsida; Amborellales; Amborellaceae.
GCAUGCUAGGUUUGCCAAUUUAGCAAGCCAAAGCGGCCCUCCAGGGUCAGGGUUUCUACCUCCCAUCUCUUCUCUUUUAACCCUAUUUCUUCUGCAACUUUCUCAACCUUUAAUGGCGUCCUCCAGAACUAGAUCCAACGCACCGGUUCUCCCUUUGAAUCAAAACUACCAGAGAUCCCUUUCACCUACAGGGAGGCUCUCUACCCCCUAUUCUUCUCACUAUUCGUCAUCUGGUUUCUCUUCUCAUCGAUCUGCUUCUCCAACAAGAGUCAAUCUCUAUAACGGUGUUGCUAUGGCGCCUACUGUUCGUUUCUCUCUUGAUCGAUCGAGGUCACCGAGCCGAUCGAUCGCAGGUGUGAUGGUUUCUACUCGAGAUCGCGUUCUUAAGAAGCAGCAGAGCCCGAUUGGAAAUAGAACUCCUCCGCUUCAACCCAGGAGGACAUGCCUUUGUGCUCCUACGAAUCACCCUGGUUCUUUCAGGUGUAGCCUUCAUAAAGGAGGGUUCGGUGCCUCUAAUGCGAGACUUGAUGCCCGGAGGUCAUCGAUGGUGAACUCUCUGGUUCGAAUUGGCUCAGUUGAGGGAGAAUGGGUUCGUAGGGCCCUCACUGCUCUGAUAAGGCCAUCAUCGCACUCGCAAAAAAGGAGAAUGAGUUUUCAGCCUAGGCCUAGCAGGCUAUCUGUUAUGUCCAAGGCUGAUGAUGAUGGCUCUUAGAGAAAAGGUUUGUUCAUCGUGUCUUAGACCUUAUAAACCCUACUAAUCUUGGUUUUCCGGUGGAUAAAGCCUUAUCUCUACUAGAUCUGAUUUUCUGGGCGAAUUUUUGGCCGAAGUGUAUUUUCCGGUUAAUAUCCGGUGAAGCGUAAUUUUCCGGCAAAUCUCCGACCGAGCUGGAUUUUCCGGUUGAUCAGAUCAGUUUCCAGCGUAAGUUUCUAUUUUCUGGCGAAUUGGGUCCGAUUUGAGACGGAUCUUGACCUUUGCUCGAGAUCCAUAGGUGAAGCGGGCGGCUGUGAUCGUGUGAUGGUGUUGUAUUGCAGAGAGAUAAUGGAGUGAGAGAACUAGAGGUCCGUUAUCCGUUGCCGUUCCGCUAUACAUCGUGUUUUCCGUCGAGGGCGUUAUCCGUUCUAUUCGUUCGCUUAUACACACAUGGCGUAUCGUUCGGCUUCGUUGCGUGUGGCCUGUCCGUUUGGCCCUGUUCCGUGUGGCGUAUCUGUUCUCCUCCGUUGCGUUUCGUUCAGGUAAAUUUCGUUUCGUUAAAUUUUCGGUUUCGUUUUGAAGUAUUCAUCUGUGUUUUCGUUUCAAGUAUUCAUCUCUUUGGGACAACGCGUUUGGUGCAUUUCGUGUUCUGCUUGGGCAAACACGCGUGGCGUAUCUAUUUGCAUGCGUGUUGAGGCUCUCCACAACGGCUAAGAUUGUGUUGACGAUGGAGAAAGCGGGAAAUGAGGUUUUAAGAAGUUUGUGAGAAAAAAAUCAUUCGUCCCCAGGUGGUCGUUAUUAAAUAUUUGAGAAAUGGAAAUUCAAUAAAACGGAAGAAUUGGACGUGGUCGUCAUUAAAUAUUUGAGAAAUGGGAAUUCAAUAAAACGGAAGAAUUGGAAUUCGAAUAGAACGGAGAGAAAAGUUCGAGAUCUUGGAAAUGGUUGAAUGAAUCUACGGAUGAAGAUUAAUUGCUUAGAUUUCAUGUGCGGUAUCUUGGAAGGAGGAAUUAAUACGUUUAAGACUGGAAAUUGAAGCCAAAAUUGAUGGGAGAAACUUUAGCCACAAGUGAUUUUUUUGAGGGACAAGCCUGCACAAGAAGACAAGGAGAUGAAUUGAGGAACGGAACGUUUUGAGAAACGGAACCAAAAAUAAUAACGGGUUGAAUCAACAACCGAAAGGACUUUUUAAUGGUGAUAAAAGAGAAAAAUACUUUGAAAUACAAAAUGUUAAAAUGAGCCUUUCAAAAAGAGGUGGACUUGAACUGGAAUUGUCAAAAAAAUGAACCAACUUUUGACUUUUAACUAGGAGAUUAUAGUGCGGUCUUUUAUUCUGCCACCUAAAAUAGGGUGGCAAUAUGGAACCCCUGCAGGGGCCCUGGUUAGUCCCCAUGGAAUUAAGUGGAUUAUAGAAAAAAGGUCUGCCUUCAAAUAAUUUCUAUGGCCCCAUGGAAUUAACUGAAUUAUAGAAAAAAUGACUCCCUUCAA